AUCACUGCAACCGUGAAUAUCUCGGCGCCACCUCCAUCAAUUCCACAGUUUUGCUUCUUUCGUCGGUCCGGCAUUAGGGCUCUCUAUUGCCACUUUGAUUUCUUCAGCUUCGAAGUAUCAACGAAGAAAUGCCUAUUCUCCAAACUUCCCUUCCAAUUUCAAUCCCUCUUCGUCCGCCCUUAUUCUCCUUCUCUCAGUCUCUAACUGGUUCAAACCACCUCUCAUACCUUCCAAAUCGGAUGCCGAUCGUCACAAAGACGACAACGCUUAUUCGAAUGGGCGGAGGUCCUAGAACUUAUCCCGGUGGAGUGUCGAAGUGGCAAUGGAAGCGCAUGCAGGCCAAGAAAGCUAAGCAGCUGCUUAAGGCCCGGUUGUGCCGUGAACGCCAGAUAUACGAGAUGCGUAAGCGGGCUGAGCUUAAGGCGGCUGUAUCCGAGCUGGAGAGACCGUGGGAGGUUGUGGAGAAGGCUCCCAAUUUGUUCUCCGUUGGCGCCGAUGAACAGGUGAAGGUUUUGGCGGAUAGGUUCCAAAGACCUGGUGGGUUCGAUUUGUGGACGGAAAGAGAUGGGCCUCAAUUGUUUGAGACGGUUGACGAACUACCUUCUGCAAGGUUUUUCCCUAAAGGGGUGGUUCACAGUGUAAGGCCAUAUAGAAGUAUUACUGCGUCGGAAAGUUCGUUGAGUUUGGAUUCGGAAGUUGGAAAUGAAAUUGCAGCUAGUUUUCAGGAAGAUAAUUUUAGGACUCACCGGAGGUCUUCUAACCGGAAAUUGAGAAGUUUUUCUGUGGAUAAAGAAGAAGAUAACACAAAUUACUCAGAUUACUCGGAUACAGAGGGUUCUUAUCCGAGGCAUUCCUCUGCACCAUCAAAUAGUAAUGGUACAAAAGGAAAUAUAUACGAGGAAAGAACCAGGAAUCGAAGAACUGAAAGAAACCUGAAGCCUUCUAAGAGAGGGUUGAAUCCAGGAAAAAAUGGAUUGGAUAGAAGACAAAGAGUCCCUGGUUUUCAGGCGCACAAUGGAAAUACACAGUAUGGAAGAGGCAAGGAUAUCAGGCGAUCCAGGGGUUCACAUUCUGAAGUUUAUGAUAUGAGUUUGGAGCAAGAUGGGAGUUACAGAUUCCAGCCUAUGAAAAGUCAGUCAACCUGAACGAUAUGACCCAAGUUAAAUCUCGAGUGGAGUCAUUUUAGUAUUCCAAUCACAUUGGCUGAAGAUGAAGAUUUCAAUUUGGCUUAGUAGAAUUGCUGCAGCUGAACUGGAAUGGCCAUCCAAAUGGUGUUUUUUGGCUGAUAUCUGGUUAGCUGACUGAGUUGAUGCCUUUCUAAACUUUGGCCUCACGAAAGAAGUCAUUUUUAAGUGAUUGUGCAAUGUACCACUCAACUGCCCAGAAUCUCUGUAUAAAAAAGCAUCUGCCAGACUGCCACAACAAGGACGCACCUACACUUAACAGUCUUCUACUGUUUCACUUGACACAUGUAGAACAAACUUGCUGAAAAUUAUGGUUUAGCUCGUAUCUUUUGCUUGUGUUGUAUCUUCAACCACCCAAAGCAUGUCAUGGCCAGCCUUUCUCAAAGUACGUCGACACUGUCACAUGAGCGUGAAGGCUUUUCAGAUUUGGAGCCAGUAGUCAAGUUUGCCUCUCCUUAGCAGUUUUUCUUGAGGUCACCCACACCACGUGGCAGGGUCAGCAUCCAUGAAGUGGAGGAGAUGGGACAGACCUUUAAAUUUAACAUUAAUAUCUCCAACAGGUGGUUCAAAAACUGAGUACAAGUCUGGUCUCGUGGAAAAAAGGUUACUUUUCUGAUUCAGGAGACGUACUUUGAUUCUGUCAAUUUUGAGUAGUGUUCUCAUUACGUCUUUUCGAACCCUAGUAAGAUUUGUAAUGACAUCGAAAAAUUUGUGUGGAACUCCCUUUGGGUAGGGGCGGUGGAAGGAAGAUAUGGUUCACACUUGGUUAGGUGGGAUAUAGUUGGGAGCUCGGUGAUCCAAGGGAUUAGAAAUUGGCAACUUAAGGACUCGCGACAAAACCCUAUUAGGUAAAUGACUUCGGCAUUUUCCUCUCGAUUCUAAUGUCCUUCAACACAAGGUUAUUGUUAGCAAGUAUGAGCCUCAUCCCUUUGAGUGGUUAUUAGGUGGGGUUAAAGGCACCCACUAGGGCUUGUGGAAGGAUAUUUCUAACGAGCUCCCCUUUUUCUCCCAUUUUGUUCAUUAGGUGGUAGGGGAGGGUAAAGAGACAUUUUUGGAAAGACCAGUGGUUCGGGGAUUAACCUCUUUUCUCUGCAUUUAUCUUUCUUUCAAAACCAUCUAUUUUGAUUUGGUUAGGGAGCUCGAUUUUCCUACCCUUAUCCUUUAGGUUUUGGUUGCUCUGAUUGGUAGAGAAGCGAAAAAUGUCUUCUCUUUGAUGUUGUUGGGGAGUUUAACUUUAGGCAUGAAAGAAAGGAUUUGCAUGUCUAGAAUCCCAACCCUCUAGAGGAUUAAGAUUCAUUUUUUUGUUUUCUACUGGAUCUUUCUCCUUCUAGCGAGUGUCUAUUCAGUCCUUUAGAGGAUUAAACUUCAUGAGAAGGUGAUGUUCGUUACUUGGCAUAUUCUACAUAGAUGUGUGAACACUUUGGAUAAACUCUCGAGGAGGUUGUCGUCAUUAUUGGGCCUAUUUUGUUGCAUUCUUUGUUAGAAGGUGGAGGAUGUUCUGGAUCAAAUCCUUUGGAGGGAAGGAAUUGCUUUGACUGGACAAUCGUUGCUCAGGUACCAUUAUUUUUAAACAAUUUCCUACUGUGUGGGAUGGUCUUGCUCUGUUAAAAUUUAUUCAGUUGCUUUAUAUUUAUUGAUAAGGCUAAAGCGACAGUCCUUUUCGUUAGUUUACUUUAGGCCCUUGGUUCAUUUAAUGUUGAUGCUUUGUUUUUCUUGUCUACUUGGCCGAAGAGAUGUAUUCAACUGGCUUUAAAAAUUGUUGUUUCUCCUUAAUUGGGCCAAUAACAUCAAGUCAUAAUGCCUUUGUUUAGUUUUGUAAGCAGAGUCAACCACCAUAAUUAAUCCCUUAAGUCUUCUGGUUUCCACAUCUUUUACGUAUGUGUAUUUUGCAUGGUGGGGUCUUGUGCAUCUCUUUUUAAGCCACUCGAAUAUAUCUUAGUGGAUUUUAGGUUCUGUCACAAACUGGCACUAGUUCUACAAUUAUAAUAGUGCUAUUGUUAGAUAAGAAUUUUGCAUGUUGCAAAAUAGUUUUUGUCAUUAGCUCUUGACAAGAAGUUGACUUCUGGAUAGGUGGGCGGCUAUUUCAAUCUUCUUGCAUGUUCGCAACCUUAUAGAUUUCUUCUUUUCUGCUCCCCUUUAAAAACUUGUCGUAAGAACGUGCCCAUCUUACCAAUAGAAGAGAAAACUUCCCUUUUUAGAGAAUGGCAUUAGAGUUAAAAUUAGUCAUGUCAAAUAAAACUUAUUUCAGUUAUUUCCAGAAGAAGAUAGGUAGAAAAUAAAAGGAAAACCGUAAAAAAUAAUCCCUUGGAGUUUCCAUAUCUUAGAAAUAGCAUGUUUUUUCCGAACUCAUUAAAAGAGUUUUUCAUUGGGCAUCUUGACCAAGAUCGAGUUAAGAACGUGAGCGCUGUGUGACGUGUCUAGAUUUGUUAAUAAAAUGUUAAUUUUACCGUUAUGCCCUCUUUCAUUAUAUUAUCUUCUUAUUAUUAAAUCCUUGUUUUAGAAACCCCCAAGUUGACUCUACUAGUUUGGGUCUUAAGAGUUCCCUCUCUCACAUCUUGGAGUUUCUCUUUUCCAGCAAAAUCUCAAAAACAAGGGAGAUCUUCUCUUUAUUAAAUAUGUUUGGUUUCUAACAUGCAUGCUGUUGGAAAAAACAGUUGUUUGCCGAGUUGUUUACAUAAUCUCAGUCCAAGAACAACAAUCUUCCCUGAGAUUAUUCGUAGUGCCUAGAUUGCCCCAAAGGGUUAAAUCUUCGACGAGAUAUCAACAUUUUUUUUAAUUAAGAUUCACUAUUCUCCUGGAUAUCUUGACAAAUAUUAGUAGCUUUUUGUAUAUCAAAUUUUUUCUUUUUUUCCUUUUCCAAGAUGUCUAUUAUAUCUGUUUGUUUUGAUGACGAAUGGAAGGAGAUUGAGAAAAAAACUGUAUGGAAACAAUUGAAAGGUUUGUUUGUAGAAGUCGGAAUAAGUUAUGGGGGAUUUUUAUGCCAAAUAUGUAAAAUGAGUGGGAUGAGUUUGUUGAGUUAGAAUUGGUUAAAAAGAUACUUGCAUAAUGUCAGGCCAAAUUUCUCUGUUUUUGUCAUUAGUAAUCAAGUCCAUUUUUUCUUAACUAGUGACGAUGUGUCUCAGAUAGCUCUGUUGGUGUGUAAGUUACCGUUAGUAGUGCAUAAGACUAGCAGUUCAAUAGUGCCAUUUCUAGUUCCGAUGCCCAUGAUGUACCAUCAUUUUCCUCCCACGUUAAUUAGGAACCAUCGUUAGAAACCAAGGUAUUGUAAGGAACCUCAUUAUUAGGAACCAAGGUACUCUGAGUUAACUUUGUCCUACAUUAGUUAGAAUGGGAUGGUCAAUGUGCUACUUAUGUGGCUUGACUCUCUCACCUCAAUAGUUGGCUUUUGGGAUAUAAUUCUUUGAGGUGCUUAAGUACCAAACAGAUUAUCUAAUAAAUCUUCAAGGGUUUUGACAGGUGCUUCAAGUUACCCAAAAGGACAAUUCCCUAUUUCAAAAGUCAUGUUAAACCUACUCCCAAUUGGUUAGGGUCUAUCAUGAUCUAUCUAAUGAUAUAGUGCAAAUCUACUUAUAAUUUAUUGGUUUAAAGAUAAUUUGAAAAGAUUUAAAGCAGUAAACUCCCUUUUAAUUGACAAAGAUAGAUUGUCCAGCUACCAUUUUAAUCACUUCACUCCAUUAAUGGAUUACUCUGUUUCUUUACAGCAUCAGCCUCUAGAAGGUUGAGAACCAAAAUAGAGAUUCUUUACCUUUCAUUCAUGUUUAAAGCGCCAGCACUCAAAGACCAAUCCACAUUCAACAGAGACCCCAAUCAAGUUAAGUCAUUGUUUUGGCAACUGACCAAUCUUCUAUCAAUUACUUGGGAUCUCCAUCUCUUGCUCUCGUUUGGCUAAGGCAAAAAUCAUGAUAGUUUUGAACCUUUUAUUUUGAAGGCUCAUCUUCAACUCUGAGAAUGAUUUGGAUCCAAAAGUUUUAUUCUCUUUGCGGUGAUACAACAGGUCUAGGUAUUAGACCAAAUCGGUGGUCAAAUAGAGAAAUUCUUCCUUUAAGUUAAGAGAGUAUCCUCCAGGAACUCCAGUUCUAAUUCAAAUGGAUAUUCAAAGUUUUCCCUAAAUUGGUUAUUUAUAGCCUUACAAUAAAUAACACAAUUAACUAAUUCAUUCUAAUCUAAAUUAAGAACUAAACUAAAUAUUUAAGUAGCACUUUUAUGGAUAAUAAUUAAAUGCAUAAAAACACUUUUAAAGAAUUUCAAAUAUAUCAAAAUUUAUCGGUAAUAAAUUCUAUCACUAAUAAAUUUCAACCAAAAAUAUGGUUUAGUAACCAUACUAGCGAUAUCUCUAUCACCGAUAAACUUUGAAGGUAGAAUCUACAAUUUGCCAUAUAGGCAAAUAUUUUAAGUCUGAUUGUUAUAUUUGCAACUACACUUAAAUAUUAACCAAAACAUAGUAAAUAUCUUAUGUUCUCUUCGAUCAUGUGGUUAGGGCAAUUUGUUAUUCUAAGUUUGGAAUGUAGAAGAAGGGCACGGAGGUGGAUUAAUAUUUUGCUAUCAGCUUAAGAAAAUAUUUCUAGUCUUUGAACUUUAAUAUGUAACUGCCCGACUUAACAAAUUUGGAAGUAUAAAGACUGAAGGGUUAUUUUUCGAUGUGCUUAGGAUAGGAUUUGUCUCCUCCACUUUGAGGGGAAGAAUUGCAAAUCUUAUUGAUAACUGAGGGGACAGCACAGGCACACGCCACCUUGUAUUAGAUGAUAUGAUAUGGCCGAAAUAUGAACAUCUCACCUUCUUUAUCUCUUGAGAGAUGAUUCUGAGUCAGCUACCAAUACAUUAACAUUGUCGGUCUCUUGUGGUGUUAAUCCAAACAACGCCCUUUUUGGGGGAUAACUACUGGCCAUACGUUGAUGUUAUUUUGUUGUAGUGGUUGUUUGUUUUUGGUUUAAUAUAUAUAGAUUUUUUUUUUAUGGAUAAGGAACACCAAUUUAGGUGUACAAAAUGGAACCGAAUCUGCAGUUUCAAUCAUACCAGGUGGAGCUAAAAGGGACUUUCUUUUUCCUUUGCGAUGUCUCACGAUUAUGGAUUUUUUUGUUUCUUUAUAUCUUGUUAGAUUUGGUCGUUCUCACAGUUAUUUGGACAUGAUCACAUAGCAAUUGAUUUAUACGUCGAUUUGAGUAUAGUUUGAUGAAUGAGAGAUUUGAAUAAUGGAUCUCAUGGUUUCCAAUGAGCACUAUUGUCAAUGUUAGUUGAGCAAAAUUCUUGUUGGCGUA
This is a messenger RNA of Cucumis melo (muskmelon), 6439 nucleotides long. RefSeq lists its product as uncharacterized. Bases 129 to 1145 code for a protein of 338 amino acids. Lineage: Eukaryota; Viridiplantae; Streptophyta; Magnoliopsida; Cucurbitales; Cucurbitaceae. The record is from RefSeq and is a predicted model, not a curated record. The transcript is spliced from 5 exons.